AACACACUUCCUACAUCUAUGUGGACUCAGUGUCAGAUCACCAGUCAGUAUCUGGUCGCACCAUGUCUGCAGCUGAAUGGAAGAAGAAGUGUGCGGAUGAAUGGAGCCUGCAGGGCGCACCGAUGCCGGACGGCCUGGACUGGAAGUCCGUGUACGAAGCCAAGCCACUGGGGAGAAACUUCCUGAAGAACCCCUCUCCGCACGGUUUGAGCAAGAACAUCCCUCUACCCGAGCCUGAGCUGCCUGAAGUGCCGAGAGGUGGACCUCCACGCUUUCAGCCUGAUGGUGACUUCUGCGGCUGGACCACAAGCGUAGAAGUCCUCCCCUAUGACACCAGCGGCAUCCCACCAGGUGUUGCGAUCUGUGGACUGUCUCAGUUCAGCUGGUUCACCAUGGAGCAGGUCGUGGACCUGAAGGCAGAGGGACUGUGGGACGAGCUGCUGGAUGAGUUUCAGCCUGAAAUAGUCGUCCAAGACUGGUAUGAGGAGAGUCAGCUGGAUGACUCCAUCUAUCAGCUGCACGUCAAGUUACUGGGUGCAGACAAAAGCACAGUGAUCGCAGAGCAUACCGCCAACCCCACCGAGGAUCGCAGCGUUUACUCACACAACUGGAAGGAGGUGUCACACGUGUUCUCUGGUUAUGGACCCGGGGUGAGAUACGUCCACUUUGUGCACCGGCUGAAGAACGUGUUCUUGAAUGACUUCUUCUCCACCGUGUUCGCCGACAGCUCCGUGAUCGUUAAACCGACCAAAAGCAGCUAAAUUCUAAUCUAAUCUGAAUCCUACUGAAAAACACACUCUUUGGAUUUUAAUUAAACAUUACAAAGUGUCUAAUCAUCAAUCUUUUUAAUGCUGAUUGUCAGGGUUGGUUUUUAAUUACAAAAUAACAAUAAUCUGGUUAUGCAGUAAUAAAAAACAAACACAUUUGUCUUA
Molecule: messenger RNA, 932 nt
Organism: Larimichthys crocea (large yellow croaker)
Lineage: Eukaryota; Metazoa; Chordata; Actinopteri; Sciaenidae
Gene: nccrp1
Product: P1, F-box associated domain containing
Exons: 6
Coding region: 63-761 (232 amino acids)
Biological process (GO): ERAD pathway; glycoprotein catabolic process; SCF-dependent proteasomal ubiquitin-dependent protein catabolic process
Cellular component (GO): SCF ubiquitin ligase complex; cytoplasm
Molecular function (GO): ubiquitin protein ligase activity
Source: RefSeq, a predicted model, not a curated record